AUGAGCGAUCACGCCAUGUUCCCACGGUUCUAUGAAGAAGAGCCCUGCUCCUCCUACUCCAUUUUUCUCGAGCCCUAUUCUGCAGCCAGAACUCCACCGGCUUUGGCGAGAGGAGAAUCAGCGGCGACUUCAAAACCAGUAGAACUUAUCAAGUGCAAGCGUGAGAUACCUCUCGCCAACUACACUAUUCACGCGGUACACUGCGCUCGCAACAUACGUCUGUGUCCUGUUUGCAAGGAGCCGGUGCCGGUGCAGGAGUUGCAGAAACAUCAUGACGACCAACACAAGCUUGGCCAGCGCUGCUGGUGUCAGUUUAUGUAUGUAUCAAACACCUUGCCAUCAGUGCCAUGUACGCAGUGCGGCGAGGACGUGUGCGGUACAGAUAUGGAGGAUCACGUGAGGGACUCGUGCGCACUCACCAUGCAGACGUGCAGAUUUUGUACACUAGAACUUCGUCGCCGUGAGCUUCCCGCUCACGAGCGAUACUGUGGCGCGCGCACGGAGCUGUGUGAGUGUGGCGAGUGGAUCAUGAUGAAGUAUAGGCAGUUGCAUGUCGACUCCAAUCAUGGGUUUAUCAGACUCGAUGAUGACCCUGUACCAAUACAGAAUAUUAAGGCGUCGGGGACAAAGCAGAAGGUUGCAAAAGAUAAAAGGCCUCUAACAAACGGACUGAAUAAUUUAAACCGUCCAGCAUUCCCACAGAAGAACCAUUCAAAAGAUUUGGACACUGCUGCUGAUCAAACAGUCUCCACAAAUUCACAUAUACCCAUCGCUAUAGCAAGUAGCAGUAAGGGCAACAGUUCAAAGACGAACGAGGAAAAUAUUUCUAAGGCCAACGGAGCUAUUCCCAGAUCGAACAGAAUAGACAGACAGCAUCCAGGGAAUGAUAAUACAGAUAAAGUUAGGAACUCUAGUUCCCGUGGUUCAAUCAAGAAGAGGCCUGCUCCUCCUCCCCCAUCUUCCUCGAGCCCUGUGCUGCAGGCAGCACUCCAGCGGCAACAGCAAGAGGAGACGCAGCGGCAUAUUCAGAACCAGGAGAACUUGGCAAAGGGUCUACCGCCAAUUCUGAACCCAGCUGAGAAACUAGAGAGGCUUCGAAAAAUGGACGCUCUUCAACAAAGGGAGGUAGACGACCAGUCACGGAAGAACCGGCUGCAAGGAAGAGUAUGGUCGAGGCCACAUGUCUACCCCAUCGGACACGUCCUUAGUGGACAGACUGAAGUGGUCGGUGAAGUGAGGAAGGAACUAAAAAACUUAAAGCCGAUGACUGCUGAGGAGUUCAAUGACAGAUAUAGAAACAUUCAAAGUGAAAGACAGGACCGAUUCAGUGAAAUAAAGACCUCUUUAAGGGAACUAAGGAGAGGACUCAAUGAGGUCAUAGCGCCAUACAAUUUAAACUCAAUCACAGAUACCAAUCACAAUCGUCAUGAGGAGGAGGCUCCAUGCGAGUUCUGCGGCACCAGCGUUCUACUUGAAGACCUGGUCCUGCAUCAGACCGGCUGCCGGCCGGAUUUGGCCCAGUACCGCAGUCCGCCCCCCUCCCCCGGCCCCCGGCCCGCCGCCACUGACCCCUCCGCACCCCUCAUACCCUGUGAGUUCUGCGCCAGACUGUUGCCCGUUCAUCUUGUAUGCCAUCACCAGGAACGUUGCAGAACAGAAAGAGACAUAUUACUUCCAGACUAA
This is a messenger RNA of Danaus chrysippus (African queen), 1683 nucleotides long. The record is from the annotation of a GenBank genome assembly. Lineage: Eukaryota; Metazoa; Arthropoda; Insecta; Lepidoptera; Nymphalidae.